This is a messenger RNA of Daphnia magna, 2490 nucleotides long. Its product is annotated as nose resistant to fluoxetine protein 6-like. Lineage: Eukaryota; Metazoa; Arthropoda; Branchiopoda; Diplostraca; Daphniidae. The transcript has 11 exons. The coding region runs from base 83 to 2434 and encodes 783 amino acids. Gene Ontology annotation, molecular function: acyltransferase activity, transferring groups other than amino-acyl groups. The record is from RefSeq and is a predicted model, not a curated record.
CAGAUGCGCUGGAACAGUUGCAGGCCAACCCGGAGGCUGCCCAGCAGCCGUGUCUUCAUUAAAAGAGUUGACAGGUUGCAGGAUGGAUUAUCUUAAAGACAAGCAUUUAAUCGUCACAGUCUUGUUGGCCGUUGUGAUAUCCUGCAACGGCCAGACGAUUUUAGGUGUCCAGCAUUUUGCCCGUCAGCGUUUGGAACAAGAAUCAUGGGCCAAAAUUGCGAGACACGCAGAGGAUAGACCAUCAGGCGAGCUGCAUCGUGAAUUGAAAAUCUCUUUGUUCGCGCCAAAUUCAAAUUAUAACUACAGUUUGCAGUGCAUCGAAGACGUCUUGUUCUACGUUGACAGCCUCGUGUUCAAUAGGAGCGAAUGGGCCCUUGAAAUGCUGGAGUCAUCGGCCCAGCUUCCAGCUGGAGUCUUCGGUGCUGGUAAUUAUCAUGCCGCAGGAUUGUUCGACGAGUGUCUUGCUGUUCGUUCCACAUCAAACCGAUUUAAAGGCCAAUAUUGCACCGUCUUCUUCAAACCGGAACCGGUUGAACAAUCCGGAAUGGUGGAUAAUAAUCCGACAACCAAUCAAACGUCUACCGCAUUCAUUAUUUUACGUCAGCUGUUUGGGACGUCGGUGCUGGACGCCGUCCGAGUGGAACCUAAAAUUUCAUCAGCAGAUGCUUCGACAUACAUGCUGCCCAGCUUGGGUCUUUGCAUUCCAUCUUCAUGCAGCGCUUCCGAUCUUGCUCAUUCUGUGGCACAGCUGAUUGGUCGUUACGUCAUCGCAAAUCAGUCCAUCGUCACAAUUGCCGAUGAAAACUAUUGUUUCACAGCUGAAGAGGAUUCAUCCACUUCGUUUAGCGGUCCCGACAUUGCCUUUAUGGCCACAUUAGGUGCUAUUGGCCUCUUGGUUCUGUUGGCCACUGCACAUGAAAGUUGGCGGAUGUAUCGUGGCAUUAGAUUCUCCGCAUCGGAUAAUGCAGCCGUCAGUGUUUUGCAUUGCUUUUCGGCUUUGAAUAAUGGCCGGAAGGUGUUAUCCUUAAAGUCGGCAGGUUCUGAUAACCUGUCCUCCUUGCAUGGAAUUCGAUUCUUUUCUACCUGUUGGGUUGUUUUGGGACACACGUGGUUGAAGGGUGUCAUGAGCAACGUCAUCAAUCCUAAAAUGGUCGUAGAGGAAGCCAUGCGUUGGGAAAUGGAAACUAUCAUCAACGCUACCGUUUCUGUUGAUUCGUUUUUCUUGAUGAGUGGUUUGCUUGUUUCGUAUCUCCUUCUUCGGGAACUGGAUCGAACCGAAGGCAAAUUCAAUCUUCUGCUGUUCUACGUUCACCGAUAUCUCAGAUUGACCCCAGUUUAUGCUAUCAUUUUGGGCUUUAUUGCAACGUUGAUGGUCUACAUUGGCACAGGUCCUAAUUGGUACAACGUCAUCGUAGCAUCCGAGGGAUGUCGGAUUACCUGGUGGAGGCAAUUCCUCUACAUCAACAACCUGUUCCCGACCGACACGAACGUCCAGUGCAUGGGAGAGACUUGGUACAUAGCGGUGGACAUGCAGCUAUUCAUCAUAGCACCGCUUUUGAUUUACCCAUUAUGGCGAUGGAAAACGACUGGUCUCAUUUUAAUGGCCAUCGUCAGUUUGGCCACUUUGGCUGCCAACUUUGCAGUCUACGCAAUUUACAGCUUUCCGCCUACCCUCAUGCCAAGUCGAAUGCAAGAGAUGAUGAAGCUUGUUAUGACUUACAUGGAUAAUUAUUAUUCCAAGCCGUGGACUCGCGCACCUCCUUACCUGAUUGGCAUUGGGACGGGAUGGUUCUUACAUCGCGUCAAACAAUCCAAAUUGCACGUAUCUCCGUGGAUAGUUGCGUUGUCGUGGACGCUAUCGGCUGCGAUUGCAGCUUCAAUCAUUUACGGAUUGACUCCGUACGUUAACGAGACGUUAGUGCCAACUAUCGACGAUGUCGUUAAAUUAACGUACGGACCACUUCACAGAGCUGCCUGGGCUCUGGCUCUUGCUUGGACUAUCGUGGCCUGUAUCCAUGGUUACGGAGGAUUUAUCAAUCGAUUUCUGUCUUGGAGAGGAUUUCUACCUCUGAGUCGAUUGACCUACUGCGUCUACCUCAUCCACUACGAUUACCUGAACGUGUUUUAUUCGCUGAACCGCAAAAUGAUUUACUACAGUUUUAUCGAUCAGUUGACGACCUUCUUUGGUAUCACGGUGACUGUGUUUGGUCUGGCGCUUAUCGUUUCCGUCUGCGUUGAGGCUCCGUUCAUCAAUUUGGAACGAUGGAUGUUUAAGUCACACGCUGAUAUUGCCCGAGGAAAGUCGGGAGAAAUUACGGGCAAAGAAAGUAGGACAGAUCCUGAACUUAAUGCUAAUAACGGCCACGUAAACGCGACUUUCAUCUCGGAAGAAAAUCCAAUAGAUGUUGAAACUACGUCCGAAAUGAAACUGUAAAAUGCAAAUUUCACUUGCCACAUAAAACAAAAAUAAAACACGCAAUUUCUAUUCGA